GUCAAAGACAAAAAAGUUCUGUCAUUUAAAAACACGUCAACGAAUGCCGAGUUGUAUGUUUUUGUUGAAAUUACACCAAAAAGAAGAAUAAAUAACCAGAAAAAUGGUGCACACAACAAUGGAAGGAUCUCUAUUCGAACCGACGCUAUACAUCGUGAAAGGCAUGUGUAUCUUGGACAAUGAUGGCAACAGGAUCCUGGCUAAGUAUUACGAUAAAGAUGUCCUGCCCACCGCUAAGGAACAGAAGGCUUUUGAGAAGAACUUGUUUAAUAAGACACACAGAGCAAAUGCGGAGAUCAUCAUGUUGGAAGGUCUGACCUGUGUGUACAAGAGCAAUGUAGACCUCUUCUUUUAUGUCAUGGGCAGCUCACAUGAAAAUGAGUUAAUCCUGCAAUCAGUACUGAAUGCACUGUACGAGUCGGUCAGCAUACUACUGAGGAGGAACGUGGAGAGACGCGUGCUGCUGGAUAACUUGGAUGCUGUCAUGCUCGCUUUUGAUGAGAUCUGCGAUGGAGGUGUGAUUCUCGACUCCGACCCCACCUCCAUAGUGGGCAGAGCAGCGCUUCGCACCGAGGACGUCCCCCUCGGGGAGCAGACCGUGGCCCAGGUGUUACAAUCGGCGAAGGAGCAACUGAAAUGGUCCCUGUUAAAAUAAAUUAAUAAAAAACAAAUAUAUUUGCAUUUAUAAUACAAUUUAAUAAAUAAUUGUAUUACCUAUUUUAUUUACUAGGUUUUUGACAUUUCACGAGCGCUCUUGAAUAUGGAAAAGGAUAAGGAGUAUAUAUAUCUAAAAUUUCAAGUUU
Molecule: messenger RNA, 803 nt
Organism: Helicoverpa armigera (cotton bollworm)
Lineage: Eukaryota; Metazoa; Arthropoda; Insecta; Lepidoptera; Noctuidae
Gene: zetaCOP
Product: coatomer subunit zeta-1
Exons: 6
Coding region: 104-655 (183 amino acids)
Biological process (GO): intracellular protein transport; retrograde vesicle-mediated transport, Golgi to endoplasmic reticulum; intra-Golgi vesicle-mediated transport
Cellular component (GO): COPI vesicle coat
Source: RefSeq, a predicted model, not a curated record